Salvia hispanica is the source of this 543-nucleotide messenger RNA. Its product is annotated as auxin-induced protein 15A-like. Gene Ontology annotation, biological process: response to auxin. NCBI's taxonomy places the organism in Eukaryota, Viridiplantae, Streptophyta, Magnoliopsida, Lamiales, Lamiaceae. The record is from RefSeq and is a predicted model, not a curated record.
UAUUUCCAAAGAGAUGCAAUAUUUCUUUUCCACCUAUAUAUACAACACUUUCCUCAACUUCAACCCAUCAUCAAGCCUUGAACAGAUUCAUAAGCUUUCUUAUUUGAAUUUCUUUCAUAACUAAUCUCCUCAUCUCAUCCCAACUUCAAAAAAACUUCAAACAAUGGCCAUUCGCCAGAUUCUAAGACGGUCUUUGUCCAAUGAAAGAAGGUCCGCUGAAGUUCCAAAAGGGCAUGUUGCUGUCUAUGUCGGUCAUAAUGAAAAGAAGCGCUUUGUGAUUCCAGUCGCAUACUUGAACCAUCCUUCGUUUCAAGAAUUGCUGUUUCAAGCUGAGGAGGAGUUCGGGUUCAAUCACCCGAUGGGUGGCCUCACCAUCCCUUGCAGCGAGGACUUAUUUGUAGAUUUCAUCUCCGAUUUGAGCAUGAGAUGAUUUAUAGGAAUGGUGUUUUAGGAGUAGAAUUUUGUAGAUUAGAAAAUGUAUCCACUGAGAAUACAUUAGAAUGUAUACUGAAACAUAUUAUUGAGAAACUAUUGUUUCCUGAA